Molecule: messenger RNA, 1153 nt
Organism: Fundulus heteroclitus (mummichog)
Lineage: Eukaryota; Metazoa; Chordata; Actinopteri; Cyprinodontiformes; Fundulidae
Gene: folr
Product: folate receptor
Exons: 5
Coding region: 361-1089 (242 amino acids)
Cellular component (GO): external side of plasma membrane
Molecular function (GO): signaling receptor activity
Source: RefSeq, a predicted model, not a curated record
GGCUCGCCAGACUAUCUACUGCAGUGUGUGGCAAAAAUUCAGAUGACCACAUACUUUUACGAAGGAAUUUGUACUCUUUUUUUAUUCUUACUUAGUAUCAGCAACACCUGUGACCUAAACUUUGGACUUUGGAAACAAAUUGCUUAAUAGCCAGGGAGGGUUUCACAUUCCCAUGAAUUAGGAACAACCUUGUGGUAUGGUACACUCCUCUUCCACACACUUUCACACACACAUAUUUUAGCACAGAUGUGUGUUUGGUGUUUCCUGUUUAGUCUUGAGGAGUGUGCUCGAGGUUGACUGGUGGUAAAGUUUUGCGGGAUACCUUCUCCAAGACAGAAUCUUUGCAGGAUCCAGGAAGUCAUGCUGCUGCUCCUGGCCGCUCUGCUUGCCCUCUCUGGCGGCGCUCUGUCUCUGGACAAACUCAACAUGUGUAUGGAUGCAAAGCACCAUAAAGUGGAGCCUGGCCCCGAGGGAGCACUGUACCUUCAGUGCAGUCCCUGGCGUGACAACGCAUGUUGCACAGCCAACACCAGCGAGGAGGCCCACAAUGACAACUCCUACUUGUACAACUUCAACUGGAACCACUGCGGCGCAAUGAGCUCCAAGUGCAAGGAGCAUUUCAUUCAGGACACUUGCUUCUACGAGUGCUCGCCACACUUGGGACCUUGGAUACAACCGGUAGAUCAGAGUUGGCGAAAGGAGCGCAUCUUGAACGUGCCUAUCUGCAAGGAGGACUGCGAACGGUGGUGGGAAGACUGCAAGAACGAUUUCACGUGCAAGACGGACUGGCACAAGGGAUGGGACUGGAGCUCCGGAACUAACAAGUGUCCAAAAGACAGUAAAUGCAGAAAAUGGACUGAUGUCUUCGCUACACCCAAAUCCAUGUGCGAGCAAAUUUGGUCCAACUCUUACAUUCACACCACCUAUACCAAAGACUCUGGUCGCUGCAUGCAGCUCUGGUUCACCGGAGCGAACCCCAACAAGAAGGUGGCGGAGUACUACCUCAAUGCCGCACAGCGGGGACAAAGCUAUCUCGUGACAACCCUGCUCUUCCUGACCGUCUCCUCUUUCUUUGUAACAAUGUUCUAGUACGACACAUUUGGCAUCUCCUACAUCACAGUGUCCAAGCAAAUUAAAGUGGUUUUUAACACAG